Hippopotamus amphibius kiboko is the source of this 1266-nucleotide messenger RNA. RefSeq names its product WD repeat domain 74 (gene WDR74). The transcript is spliced from 11 exons. Gene Ontology annotation, molecular function: protein binding. Lineage: Eukaryota; Metazoa; Chordata; Mammalia; Artiodactyla; Hippopotamidae. The record is from RefSeq and is a predicted model, not a curated record. Gene Ontology annotation, biological process: ribosomal large subunit biogenesis. Bases 69 to 1226 code for a protein of 385 amino acids. Gene Ontology annotation, cellular component: nucleolus; preribosome, large subunit precursor.
GACUCGGCGCGCGCGGGUGACGCAGACGCUGUGCCGGAAGUGCGAGCUGCGGGCUCCCGGGCUCCGCUAUGGCGGCUGCGGCGGCACGCUGGAACCACGUGUGGGUCGGCACCGACACCGGCAUCCUGAAAGGGGUGAACCUUCAGCGCAAACAGGAGGCGAACUUCACGGCAUCGGGACAGCCACGGCGCGAGGAGGCGGUGAGCGCCCUGUGUUGGGGCGCGGGCGGCGAGACUCAGAUCCUGGUGGGCUGUGCCGAUGGGACAGUGAAGCACUUCAGCACCGAGGAGGGCGGGUUCCAGGGCCAGAGGCACUGCCCCGGAGGGGAGGGCACGUUCCGAGGCCUCGCUCAGGUCGACGGCACCCUCAUCACAUGUGUGGAUUCUGGGAUUCUUCGAGUCUGGCAUGACAAUGACAAGGAGGCAUCCUCUGACCCACUCCUGGAACUGAGGGUGGGCCCUGGGGUGUGUAGGAUGCGCCAAGACCCAGCGCAUCCCCACAUGGUUGCCACAGGUGGGAAGGAGAAUGCUCUGAAGGUGUGGGACCUGCAGGGGUCUGAGGAGCCUGUGUUCAGGGCCAAGAACGUAAGGAAUGAUUGGCUCGACCUGCGGGUUCCCAUCUGGGACCAGGACAUACAGUUCCUCCCUGAGUCACAGAAGCUCAUCACCUGUACAGGGUACCACCAGGUCCGUGUCUACGAUCCAGCCUCCCCCCAGCGCAGGCCGGUCCUCGAGGCCACCUACGGAGAGUACCCACUGAUGGCCAUGACCCUCACUCCUGGGGGCAAUUCGGUGAUUGUGGGGAACACUCAUGGGCAGCUGGCAGAAAUUGACCUUCGGCAGGGACGCCUACUGGGCUGUCUGAAGGGGCUGGCGGGCAGCAUCCGAGGGUUGCAGUGCCACCCUUCAAAGCCCCUACUAGCCUCCUGUGGCUUGGACAGAGUCUUGAGGGUACACAGGAUCCGGAAUCCACGGGGCCUGGAGCAUAAGGUUUACCUCAAAUCUCAGCUGAACUGCCUCCUUCUGUCAGGCAGGGAUAACUGGGAGGAUGAACCCCAAGAGCCUCAAGAGCCCAACAAGGUCCCCUCAGAAGACACAGAGACGGAUGAACUUUGGGCCUCCUUGGAGGCAGCUGCCAAGCGGAAGCUUCCCGAUUUGGAGCAGAGCCAAGGCGCUCUCCAAACCAGACGGAGAAAGAAGAAGCGGCCUGGGUCCACCAGCUCCUGAAGAGCUGUGCUCACUUUGUAAAUAAACAGCUUAAUAAGUA